AUGUCUGGGCAACAGAAUCAAAAAAAUACUGAUUAUACUCGAGAUGAAGAGACGACGACUCCAUCAGCCCAAGAAUCUAAGAUAAUGCCGUGUCCCUCAACAAGGAAAGAAGGUAAUAACAAUGAGCGUAAUCUACCUCCUAGUAAUACUUUUGGAAAUGCCCAAUUUCAACAUGGUUAUAACUUAAAUCGUUUACAAGGUGACGAUAAAUAUUAUGAGCCAAAAAAUGGAUCUGGUUUAAACUCACAGCAAUAUGGGGAUCAAGCUUGGUUACCCAAUGUCACCUUUGACCCAAAUUCUGCAGAAUAUAUAUAUAAUAUUGAUUUACCAGCACAACCACCUUCAAAUGGUUCUUACACUAGCUUGCCGCAGAACAAUGACUUUACCCCUAACGAAAACAACAUUCAAUAUUUUUACCAGCAAAAUAGUGUACACACUAAUAUGACUGAUGACAGGUUAAGCACGGCCAAUUAUCCCUCCGGCUCUACGCAAAGUGUUUAUCACGAGAACACGCAAAUGCAGGAUAUUCCAAACUCUUCUAUGGGUAAUUAUCAGCAACAACACCACCAACACCAACACCACCACCAACACCAACACCAGCAACAGCAACAGCAACAGCAACAACAACAACAACAACAUGAAGAGGAACAGGUACAGCAGACACUGCCUGCCACUACAGCCACAACAAAAGCAAAACUAAGACGUCCCUGUGAUCAGUGCCGCAAGAGGAAAAUCAAAUGUGUCUUAAUGCCAAACUCUAGUAUUUGUGCUCAAUGUGAAGCUAAACAGCUGAUGUGUACGUACGCUACACAAGCUUUGAAAAGAAAGCCAACUGAUGCAAACUCUGAGUAUAGCAAAAAAGCGAGAAUGGAAAAUUUAAAACUUUCGCCUCAAGAAGCUAUGCAAAUCCCUAAUGUACCUAUACGAGAUGUACCUCCAGUCAAGGAGUAUUCAGCUAUAAAUGACUCGCUUUUAAAAAAGACCUUGUCUUUACAAUUUCCGCGUUCUAGCUUUUACGUGGGACCCACUUCACACUUGUACGAUCUCAAUUUGUUGAAUUGCAUUAUUAAUGGACAACAUCAAUCAAACGAAACCACCGAUGAUAACAGUAACAACAAUGACAAUGACAACAACAACAAUGACAACAACAAUGAUAAUACCAAGAACAGUGACAAUAGCAGCAUCAACAGCAACAACAACAACAACAAGAACAAGAACAAGAACAACAAGAACAAAAAUAAGAAAAAAAUUGAGCAGGUUAGUUUAAGUGAUUCGAUAUCUUUGAGAAAAGUCAGCGAUAAAGUACAAUUUGUAUUAAAAGAUGACCAAUCACCUCGACUGUACCAAACAAUGACAAACGACGUCGAUACCAUAGAAAAAUUGAUUUCACCACAUGGACAGAUCUUAAUUGAUUUAUAUUUUAGAAUCAUUCAUCCUUCAUAUCCUAUAAUUCAUAAGAAAGUGUUUUUGGAAAAAUAUUCAAGAACGCAUCGGGAAUUCAGCGCGCCCUUACUAGCGGCUGUUUAUGUGUUGGCAAUUCAGUGGUGGGAUUAUGAUCCUCAGUUGAAUAGGUUCGCCAAGCCAAAUAUAGAAUUGAUACUCAAAAUAGGACUUAACAAUUACUUCCAAGAGAUUUUGAAGCGACCUAAACUAAGUGCAGUACAAGCUGGUCUUUUGUUACUUCAGUGCAAACACGUUAUCAGUUGCAAAUCAUCCGUUCAUCAAGUACAGAAUAGUGGAGAUGCUGAAUAUUCUGAAUGGGUUCUUUGCUCUCAAGUUGUUUCUCUUGCCGAAGAGUUGGGGUUAGGCUUGGAUUGUAAUAAUUGGAAGUUGCCCAAAUGGGAACGUGAUUUGAGAAAACGACUAGCAUGGGCAGUAUAUAUGGAAGACAAAUGGUUAUCAUUGAAAGAAUCAAGACCAUCACACAUCAGCAAGAACAACUGGAUUGUUUUACCAUUAUUUGAGGAGGAUUUUCCUGAAAAACAUGGCGAUGGUGAUUUAAAAGAAGGUUCUUCUGAUAUUGAUAAUGGGAAAAAGAUAUUUAUGAGACUUAUUGAACUUUCAAAGAUUUUAUCGGAUAUUUUAGAUCAGUUUUAUUCAAUGAAAGCAAUGAAUGAAAUCACGACCGUGGAUGAAGUGUUAAAGUUAGCCAAGCCUUUACAAUUGGAAUUACGAAAAUGGUUCCAUUCAUUACCGGUCGAGCUACAAAUGAGUUCGGUGCAACCAAGAAAACUAUGUUCGAACGGAUACCUCCAGCUAGCUUAUUUUGCAACCGAAUUAACACUACAUCGCAAAAUUGCAACGAUUAUUUAUCAACAAACAGAGGAAGGGAACCCUCCUUCAUCCGAGCUAGUUAGUGUAUGUCGAUCGGCUGCGAAAACAAGAUUAAUGGCCUCGAUAGAAUUUGUGAGAGAUUUAAAACCAGAACAUAUUCAUUCAUUUUGGCAUUCGUGUUCCUUGCCCAACUUCAUAUUAAUUGGGACUUUUGCCGCUAUUUUAUACAUAUCGGCACCAACAAAAGAAGAAGCUGAUUUUUACAGAGAUCAGAUAUUUAACUAUCGUUGGAUUCUAAAAAUUUCUUCUAACGGAUUUGAGCAAGCUGCAGAAGCAUUAUCCCAGUUGGAUAUAGUUUUAACAAAUAUUCCCGGUUUGUUCAACGAUAAUGGUAACGGUGAUUUGCCAAUAGUUUUACCAAAUGUUCAAAAUCAGCAAAAUAUGCAGCAGCUGUCUACAAAAACAGAAGUUGGGGAAGAACCGAUUUAUAGAUCACCCUCACUGCAAAUAUACCAUGAUCCAAGUCAUCAAGCACAUCAGUUUCAUAACAAUAUCCAAGGACCAAGGAGUGGGCAGUACCAAAAUAACAACAACACGAAUAACGACAGCGGUGAUGCAUCCCUGCAAGAAUUGCAAAACCAAGCUACCGACUCGGACUUGAACUCCAACACGCCACGGAACAAAGUAAUUCACUUACUAAAUUCGUCUCAGGUUGUUUUACCAAAAGACCAGAACUCUAGAAAAUCCGGUCUUAUGGAUGAAUCGCAAGAGGUAGCUGUGAUGUCGCAAUCACCAGUAAAAUCAACUAGAUAA
Molecule: messenger RNA, 3087 nt
Organism: Lodderomyces oxycetoniae
Lineage: Eukaryota; Fungi; Ascomycota; Pichiomycetes; Serinales; Debaryomycetaceae
Gene: DAL81
Product: Dal81p
Exons: 1
Coding region: 1-3087 (1028 amino acids)
Biological process (GO): DNA-templated transcription
Cellular component (GO): nucleus
Molecular function (GO): DNA binding; DNA-binding transcription factor activity, RNA polymerase II-specific; zinc ion binding
Source: RefSeq, a predicted model, not a curated record